Messenger RNA from Frieseomelitta varia, 1757 nucleotides. Its product is annotated as aquaporin AQPAe.a-like. Gene Ontology annotation, molecular function: water channel activity. The record is from RefSeq and is a predicted model, not a curated record. Gene Ontology annotation, cellular component: plasma membrane. Gene Ontology annotation, biological process: transmembrane transport. The transcript has 6 exons. The coding region runs from base 40 to 921 and encodes 293 amino acids. Lineage: Eukaryota; Metazoa; Arthropoda; Insecta; Hymenoptera; Apidae.
GUAGCUGUUAAUUUAAGUUAAAGGCUCACCGCAGACACCAUGGAGAACGACAGCCAAAGCAAAAGUUCGCAAAUCUCGAUGUGGUCCAUACAAAAGGGUACGACCACGAUGUUCCUCGCCGAGGUGGUGGGUACUGGGAUACUUCUGUUUGUUGGUUGUAUGGGUUCCAUAGGAACAAUGGGGCGAAUACUGCCGCCGCCAUUGCAGUCGUCGAUGGCGUUCGGUAUGACUGUCAACCUUCUGAUUAUGAUGUUAGGACACGUGAGUGGUGCGCAUUUAAAUCCCGCUGUCACGAUAGGGGCGGUUGUUCUUAAAAUUAAAUCUAUCCCGACCGGUAUCGUCUACGCUGUAGGACAAUUCAUUGGUGCCACUAUUGGAUAUGGAUUACUAAUGACAGUAACUCCGCCCGAGUUGUUCAAUGAUGGAGUCUCGAAUUCGUCGGUGGGCCACUGUGUAACAACCGUUCAUCCCAGAAUCAGCACCACGCAAGCCGUUUUGGUCGAAAUUCUUUGUACAUCGUUCAUACUUUGCGCAGCCUGCGCAACUUGGGACCCAAGGUGCGCCCACACAACAGAUUCCACAGCGAUCAGAUUUGGUUUCUCCGUCGUCGGAGUUUCACUUGCAGCGAGCCCUUACACUGGCUGUAGCAUGAAUCCUGCGCGUACUUUCGCGCCAGCGUUUUGGAACGGAAACUGGACGGAUCAAUGGAUUUACUGGUUCGGACCGACUGUAGGCGCUUUUCUCGGAACGUAUACCUAUGUGCUUCUAUUUGCCGAAAAGAAAUCGGAUAUACAGAACGAUCGUAUCCAAUUUCUGGAAUUGAAACCGAUUAAUGCGUCGUUGAAGGAUUUAAGUUGCAAGCUAGAAAGAAAUAUCAACGGAGGAAAUCUCGAACUAAUGCCAGCUGAGGAAGCUGCUUGAUAACUUGUUAAGGUAUGAUCGUUGCAUGAUCCACAUAUUAUCAACUGCCAGCAACAGUCUUCCAUGAUAUUCAAGGUAGUUCGGUGACGCCACCGCAGGUGUCGCUAUACGCUACAAAAUGGCGUAUACUUCCUCUGAUAUACAUACAGUACAUAUAUCUCAUUUACAUAUAUUUUUCAUACAUACUAUAUUUAUCUAGUUUUGCAUUUAUUGGAGAACGAAAUUGACAUUACUUAUACUACCUCAUAAUUAUUUGACAAUACAAAUAUAAUUUUCAAGUUGGUUAUUUUGUCAUAAUGUGUUGGUAACAUGAUUUUAUUUAGCUUAAUUUAUUUAAUGUUCCCUAUUGAUGCAAGAGUAGAUUGUAUUAGUAGAAAACUUGACAUUUUUUUGAAUUAUGCAACAAUUCGUAUGGUGAAUUUGAAGAUUUUCAUAUUUGUAUAAAGAAAAAUAUAUGGAUAAAUAUAUUUAAGUUAAUUAAAAAACUCAAAGCGAGAUAAUUUCUCCCAAGCGUAGGUAAUGUUCGGAAGGUCCGAGUACCGUCUAAAUAUUUUUGACUAUUGAUACAAUCCGUGUGGUUUCUAUUUAAAGUCGUUCUAUUUUCACAAUAACCACAGCAUUGUCCUCAAUGAUCUACAUAACGAAGCAAGCUAAUUGAUGCGAUAAUACAUCAAGAGUAUAGCCACGUUAACCCUGUGGUGGCCGCGGUCAUAAAAAUUCUUUUGGAGGUUAGGUUAUUCUGAGAGAUAAUUCCAAGAGACAUAACAACUUAAAAUCUAUCACUAGCUGCAGCGCUAAUUUUUGCGAACAGAUCGUAUAAAUACACGAGAUAUUUU